UCUCGGUCGAUUAAAAAAUCCAAGACCACAUGAUAUUUCGUCACUCCACAUGAUACAUAUGAAUACCUCUCCAUUUCUCUCUCCCCUUCUCCCUCUCUCUCUUCUUCCUUCCCAGAACCGCGAAGGCGAACGACAAUGAUAAGCUCUUUGGCGGCAGCUGCUGGGAAUCCUUCUCCGUCUCCAUGGACAUCAUCGAGAGCAUCAAUCCUCCUCUCGUCGCCAUACCGUAGAUAUCAUUUCUGCUCUGCUUCUUCUCCGCCUACCUCUUCCUCCAGUUUUCGUGUGACUUGCCUGAGCGGAUCACCGUCGAAUCCUCCAGACGUCUCCGGCGAGCUCAAGUUUCUACUGCACGACGCUUUGGAUUCUUCCGGAAUCGACACUACCCAUGCACGAGUGGCAAGGGAGGGAUUCUGCAAACAGAUAAAAUAUUUGUCGACUAUAGAGAGGAAAACCAGCAUUAGUGUCAAUAAAGGUAUUGAUCUGGGAAGAACGGCGCUCUACAUUGCAGCAGAGGAUGAUUCACUCGUUUCCCACUCGUCUGUUCCGUUACCUGUCGAUGCUUUCCUUCAGCGAUUGGAUGAUCUUUCCACGGGCUACUGUCCACACAGCGGUUCUUCAUCCAGGUUGUCGCCGGACCUGUUCCUGGACAGUCUACAGAGAUAUUUGAUUGACAAGAAGGGUUUUCACAGAAGCAAUGCUAGAAGUCCGAUUGACCCUCGAGCACUAUAUCUCCACUCGGUUUUGACACACCGCUCAGGCUCUGCAGUGAUACUUUCUCUGAUAUACUCUGAAAUGUUUAAAAUGCUUCGCCUAUGGGGUCUCCUUGACUUUGAUGCAGAGAUAUUUUACCCACAUGAUUUGAAUAGUCUUCCAACGCUCUAUAACAAACUGAAAAGUAAAGAGUCUGAUCAACCGCAUAUAUUGACAGUACAGGCCUUAUUAGAAGAGAUUUUGAGAGAUUUGAAAGUUGCUUUCUGGCCAUUUCAAUAUAGCCAUAGUAAGAGUUUAUUUCUAAGGGCAGCAGAUGCUGCGAAUUGCAUUGAUAGAUCGGGUCUUGGAGAAGAAAGUGGCUUUCAGCUUGCAUCUGCAAAGGCUGCUCAGUACAGGUUGGAUCGUGGUGUCUGGACUACUGUACGUCUUGGGGACAUGAGGCGUGCAUUGUCUGCAUGUGAACGUCUUAUUCUCCUCGGAACUGAUCCAAAGGAAUUGAGGGAUUACAGCAUUCUUCUGUAUCAUUGCGCAUUUUUUGAGCAAUCUCUGCAAUAUCUCAAGCUUUACCAGAAAGAAAAGGAAGCCUCCUCAAUGGAUAAACCAGGCGAUUCAUUUAGCAGCUUGGAGGAAGAUGCUGAAGAGAAACUGAUGGUUCGCCUCAACCUGAUUCUGAUGGAAGAAGGAUGGAGCAGGCCGUCACAGGUCAGGAAUUUUCUUGGUAACAACUCUGAACCCUGGUAAUUGUUAAACCAAAACUCUUGAGAAUACCAGAUGCCGCUUUCUACAUGGUUUUGUCCGAAAGACUAGCUGUAAACUGAUGACAGCCGGAGUCAAGUCAAAGGACACAAGUAGCUAAGCACAAAAAAUGGCACAGCUUCCUUUGUUCUCGGAGUCGAAAUGAACAUAAUAUCAGUUGAAGCUGAAGAAUUGGCACCAGUCAUUUCAGCUAGAUGAUUCAAGGGGCCUCCUUUCCGUAUAUAUCUUUUUCAUGGUACAUAUGCUGUCAACAACUUUUUGUAAAUUAUAAUUAAAAUAAAAAUUUUAAGAUUUUGCCAAGUAACAGUAGAUGAGAAUGUUAGCGUUGGGGGUUUGCUCGGUUUAUUCGUGUCUAAAAUUUGAGGUUUUUAGGUUAUGAAUUAAUCUAUUUACAUCUA
This is a messenger RNA of Punica granatum (pomegranate), 1865 nucleotides long. The record is from RefSeq and is a predicted model, not a curated record. Lineage: Eukaryota; Viridiplantae; Streptophyta; Magnoliopsida; Myrtales; Lythraceae.